AUGUACGAGGAUUCAGUUAUGUUUUCUACUCUGAAGACCGAAUGUUUGAUAUUAGAUUCAGUUUUGGAGUCUUGUUACAGGUUCUUUAUUGUCGAUGCUUCAUCGCUAGUUCUUUCUUAUCUUUCAACUUUAUUCACCGUUAUGUUUCCGAUUGCAAAGCCUUACUUUCUUCCAAUGUUGGAGAGUCAUCAUUUUAUUUCUUUACUGUUUCCUUCCAUUCGCCAUUUGGUCCACUCUGAUGUUCCAAUUCAUGGGUCCGGUUCCCGAAAGAACAGAACAUUUGAACAUUACUACAAUGCUCGUAGAGCGAAUAGACUUGUCUGGAAAACCGUACAUCGGAAUUGUGACUCGCCACGUGGAAAGAUCAGGUCACUACCAUUAUGGGGAGAUGUAAUGGAGAACGAUGGGAUCUCUUUUAGGGAUGUUUGGGUUUCAGGUAUUAAAAAAUAUUUUGCUUCAAGUAAGUUCUGCCCAGGGUUUCUUCUACAAUGUCUCACUGAUUUGUGGGGUUCUAACUUACCACGAAGUAUGGAGUUGUUCGAAAUGGCUCAGAUUUCUCCGAAGCUCGAUGAAAUGCAGUUUCAACUCUUGAGUGCAAUUCUGAUUCAGGCGCUAGUCCCAUUGAUCCUCAUUUACAUCCCACAACCUAUCAUGAUCAUCGGCGGAAUGUGUGGCGUUUAUUUGGGACAAAUCGGCUAUCUCGUUGUUAUGAGCAAUGUAUCCUCCAUUCGAUUCCCUCGUUUUCUUGUUAUCCAUUCGCUCCUAUCGCUCUGCUUUGUGAUGUGA
Messenger RNA from Caenorhabditis briggsae, 786 nucleotides. The transcript has 5 exons. The record is from RefSeq and is a predicted model, not a curated record. NCBI's taxonomy places the organism in Eukaryota, Metazoa, Nematoda, Chromadorea, Rhabditida, Rhabditidae. Bases 1 to 786 code for a protein of 261 amino acids.